AAUGCACAACAAGUGCAGUUUUUAUGUCUCCUGAUUUAUUCUGCUGCAAGAGAGGGCGUUCAGCAGUUUCUUGAGAUGAUCCUUUCCACCUCGGCUGGAAGACUGGUCUUCGAUGCUUACAAGGACAGUCGACCAUUGCCUGAGGUGGUCGCGAGAGAUUAUGGCCACAACGAGACUGCUUGUUACCUGGAAGGCGUGACCAAGAGGUACAUCAUCCAUAGAACUGAAAGUUAGAAAUCUUGUCGUGAUUUCAUAGUGACAAGGAUUGUACUUUAGUGGUACUGCAUGCAUCCAAACAACUUUUAGUGGUAAUUUUAUUACUUGACACCGAGGUGAGAGACCAGGAAACAAAGGGGUAGUCUCAAAAUAAGGCUUGAUGCACCAAGUAACAUGGAGCUCCCCCCCCCAAUACGGUUAUCAGAGAUAAGUUUUAUGUUUUUUUAUUUAUCGUUGUGUGUAGAUGCAUGCAUGCAUUUGUUUUUUAUUUAUUGUAGUGAGUAGAUGCAUGUAGUUUGUAGUGAAUUUAACUUUUUUUAACCGGCAGAUUUUCAGUAGAGAUCUCUGCUUCAAACGAAUAUCCAAAGAAAAUUAAUUGGUCAGAACUUGCACAGGCUGCUGCCGAGGAAGCUCAAAGUAAGCAUGGUAACUGAGCGACACUUAAUCACUCUUACAUUUUGAGCUUCAGUUUGUGCUCAAGUUUCAUAUCUGGUUUCACUUGUUACUUAUGCACCCUCUACACUGCUGAAAUCAGUGAUGUCUAUGACACCUUGUUUAAACUAAGAGAAACUUAGUAAACUUGGUCAUCACAACAUGAAGGGUGGUCUAGAUCAAUUUGUCACAAGUGUUGGACAAGGGUAAAAUCUGCCCAUGGCAAGGAUACGACCUGUAAUAUAGAAACCCACAAGUGAGAAUCCUCACCAUCACGAUGUUUAGGAAUUUCGCAACUAGAAUCCCCCACAGCAUCGUGUGAUAUCACCUUCAACACAAAUAAUAACGGUCUGAAGCAUGAUCACCUAUUGUGAACGCCCUUGUCGCUGUUAAUUUGUGAUCACUCUCAUCAUACUUGCCAGAGAUGUUAACACAGAUGAAGAGUGAUCAUAUGCGUGAUCAAGAAAUAUUUUUACGGGUACACUGCACUUGUGUCAUUCAUUUGAUGAUAGUUGCAACUUAUUUCAGAUGCAGGGCUAACAUAAUUAAGACAAUAUACAUAUUAGUCAAACAGAAAUGAGUUUAUGGUUAUUGUCUGAGAAAGUGAAUAAGCGCAUUUCUAUUUCAACGCAAGCUUUAUGGAACCUUGUAGGUCUUUUUACGUUAAAAUUAUCUCAUAAUGGUUUUUUUUUCUCGUCAACCAAGUAGAGUUUAAUGCUGAGAACGAAAGCUGUCAUCUCAUAAGUGUACUGUCAAAGGACGCAAGAUAUUUAGGCGAUUUGGAGACAUCGUCUAGUGAACCACACAGUUCGGGUUCUGAAGAUGACAUUUCCAUUACGUCAAGAAGAGGUAUUUCCCUUUUCAUUUAA
Molecule: messenger RNA, 1517 nt
Organism: Pocillopora meandrina
Lineage: Eukaryota; Metazoa; Cnidaria; Anthozoa; Scleractinia; Pocilloporidae
Source: the annotation of a GenBank genome assembly